CAAAGAUACGCAACGUCGUGGGCCUAUGCGGAGUUUCCCUCAUCUUUCUUCUUGCGGUUCCAGGCUCCACCGCACAUAGAUCAACGGCUCAGAUUCUCCGAUGAUUUUCGGGUUGUUUCGCCGGAGAUGAUUGCUCGUUCCGGCCCAAACUCAGCUAGGAUCGCACUACUUCUGAAUCUAUACGGUUGAAUUGGUUUACUUCUGCGAUUUGUUAGGUUUCGGCAAUUUCUAUGGCUUCUGACGACGAAGACGAAAACCUCGCCCACUUCCUUGAAUCGGAAGUCCUCUCUGAGUUAUCCGAUCAGGAAAACUUGGAAAGAGUGGAAACAGAUAACGAGAUUGAGGAGGUGAGAUGCGGGAAGAGAUUAUUCAUUGAUGAGAGUGAGCUUAGUGAACAAGAAGAGAAAGAAAAACAAGAAGCAAAGAAAAUUAGAGUUGAUGAUGGUGAGAUUAGUGAUGAAGGAUUAUCUAGGGCAGUAAGAUCUUCGUCUUCGACAUCUUUGUCAUCUCUUGAUGAGGAAGCUGAAGCUGAAGUUGAAGAUGCAUCAUCAACUCCCCCAAAAGCUGAAACUGUGAUAGGCAACAACGGCAAUGAUGGAAGAGUCGAUACUGAAAGUAGACAGAUGCCUAAGAGGAUUGAGACAGGGAUUUUCAGUCAGAUCCCUCCCGAAUUGCUGUUUCACAUCCUCAAAUUUCUCUCUUCUGAGGAUCUUGUUUCAUGUUUGUUAGUGUGCAAAUUUCUAAAUUUCGCUGCUGCAGAUGAAUCCUUGUGGCGUCGCCUAUAUUGCAUGCGUUGGGGUCUAUUGCCUCCUAAAAAGCCUCGGGAAUGUGCUUGGAAGAAGCUUUACAUCCAGCGUGAUAAAGAAGAUAUGGUGGAGUUUGCGCGAAAUUGCCCAUCUGAAUUCAAGCAAUAUUACAUUCAAAUGCAGGUAGCAAAGAGAAGCCAAGCACCUAAUCUUUCUCAGGUAAAUGAUGAUCGAGUAAUUCUUGACAAGACUCUUGCUGAUCAAGUCUCUAUGUGGAAGAGUAGCAGAGGUCUGCCUGAUAAUGUGAUAGUCAAUCACGCAUGUUCUGGGGAAAGUUGCACAUACUAUCGAAUUGGGGAUGUGUUUGUUUGUGAAAAGACUGGAAACGUGCACGUUUGUGACGACACGUGCAAGGAAAUUAUCAUGGACCCUACAAAUGAACUCUUGGUCUGCACCAUCUCGGGGCGCUGUUUCGACAGAUUACUCUCACCAGCAGAAGAAGUUGAUACAGAACAGCAGCAAGGUGGAGUUGGCGACGAGGCAGAACCGUUCAUGGGAUCUGGACGCUUCGCAAGGGCUUAUCUUCUUGGAUACAAUUGUGAAGAUGAGAAAGAGCUGGAAGCUGCUCUGAGGUUUUGCUGAGCUGCUACUACACGCCAUAGCCAUAGGGACUUUGAAACUUUUUGGGGUUUAGAAUGUUUUAUAUAUUUAAUCAGUUCAGUUGGCUCUGUCUGUAGUGUUGGUGUUGCCCUUAUUUUGGAACAAGCCGUGGCUGCUCCUAUAAAUGAUCCCAAAACGUCUGUAAUAAAUUUUUUUCUUAGGCUCAUAUGACUGGAAAUUGCAACCAGGGGCCCGGCCGGAGUCUGGCUAGGAUCACGAAUCGGUACUAGGUUUGGUUCGAUUAAUUUAUUAUAUUUAUAUUUA
Andrographis paniculata is the source of this 1670-nucleotide messenger RNA. RefSeq names its product F-box protein SKIP31. The coding region runs from base 231 to 1388 and encodes 385 amino acids. The record is from RefSeq and is a predicted model, not a curated record. NCBI's taxonomy places the organism in Eukaryota, Viridiplantae, Streptophyta, Magnoliopsida, Lamiales, Acanthaceae. Gene Ontology annotation, molecular function: protein binding. The transcript has 9 exons.